AUGGCUGGAAGAAGAAACGGCAGUGACGCAGAGGAAUCUGAUGAAGACACUAGUUUCUCCAGAAGGUCGAGAAAGAGAGUUUCCUACAACGAGGACGAGGAUCUAGACGACUUCGAAGAAGAAGAAGAAGCCGAAGCCGACGUAUUAGCUGACGAUAGUCCUGCUGUCAUUGAAGAACCAGCGGCAAUAGAUGAAGACGUGAAACCUGAGGCAGACGAAGACGACGAGGAUAUCGAUGACAUAUCUUCAGAUGAACCUCCAGAUAAAGAAGAAGACUAUGUAGAUGAUGGCGAGGACGAUGAAGAUAACAUAAGGAGACGAGGACGUAAGCGGAAGAGAGUCACCACUGUGAAGAGAGCAACCUCGAGGUUGGGUUCAGAUGAUUCUGAUUUCAAAGGUGACAGUGAAGCAGGUGACGACGAGAUAGAUGAGGAUUCCUCUGAGGAUGACUUUGUAGAAAAGCUACAAGAAAGAAGAUUCGUGGCCACGGACGAAGAGGGCGGUUCUGAUGGUGAUGAUUACGGAUAUACUAGUCGUCGUAGAGGCGGUCGUUCAAACCGCCGCAAGAAGCGUGUCAUUAGAGCAACAUCUAUAGAACCCAAAGUUUUAAGAAGCGGUAGAACUAUUAGCGGAAUAGUGGAAGAAGAGGUAGAAGUGGAAGAUGGGGAAGAAGAUACUUCAAUUCAGAAGGAAAUCCAAGAAUUGUACGAUUCGUCACCUUCUACCACGCCAGUGAAACAUAAGUUGAGAGAAAGAGGUGCUAGAAUUGAUUACACCAUUCCACCACCGUUGAACCCAGAUCAACCAGAUGACUAUUCCAUGUACGGUAAUGGGUAUGCCCAGCAAGCAGGACGCGCCAAUUCUAACGGUUCUGUAGCUGGAAGAAGAGGUCGUAAGCCGAUUAAAAGUGAUUAUAGAAAGAUUCUCUUCCCCACUGCUGGACCAUUUGGAGGAAGCGACGUUAUCUCCUUGUUCGGAAAGAAUAUUCCUCCAGGAGGUAUCCCAAUAGAGGGUAUGACGAAUACGACCGUAGAUGCUCAGGGUAACUUGACUGCCAUUGGUGGUGCUGCCAGUGAUUCAGAUUCAUCUGAUGAUGAAAAUGUCACUGGGGCACAAACUGCGGGAAGUGGUGCCCAGUUAAACGGUGCAGAUAAAACUAUAAAUCAUACCAAGUUGAUAACCUCAGGAACUUCCACUUCAAAAAAGAAGAAUAACUUAAGUGAUACGGAUCCGCUUGGCGUGGAUAUGAAUAUUGACUUUUCCGCCGUUGGGGGUCUCAGCAAUUACAUCAAUCAAUUAAAGGAAAUGGUAGCGUUACCUUUGCUCUAUCCAGAGUUAUAUCAAAACUUUGGAUUAACUCCUCCUAGAGGUGUUUUGUUCCAUGGUCCUCCAGGUACCGGUAAGACUCUUAUGGCAAGAGCAUUAGCGGCAAGUUGCUCAACACCUGAAAGAAAGAUUACCUUUUUCAUGAGGAAAGGUGCAGACUGUCUCAGUAAAUGGGUCGGUGAGGCAGAAAGGCAAUUAAGAUUGCUAUUUGAAGAAGCUAAGAACCAACAACCUUCAAUCAUUUUCUUUGAUGAAAUCGAUGGGUUGGCUCCAGUAAGAUCGUCGAAACAGGAACAAAUUCAUGCAAGUAUCGUGUCAACUUUAUUGGCAUUAAUGGAUGGUAUGGACAAUAGAGGGCAAGUGAUUGUCAUUGGUGCAACUAAUAGACCAGAUUCCGUAGAUCCUGCUUUGAGAAGACCGGGAAGAUUUGAUAGAGAAUUCUACUUUCCAUUACCAGACCUUAAGGCAAGAAGCGAGAUUUUACAGAUUCAUACGAAAAAGUGGGAACCGCCAUUACCACUGGAAUUUUUGGAUAAAGUUGCUGGAUUGACAAAAGGUUAUGGAGGUGCUGACCUUAGAGCUCUUUGUACUGAGGCAGCUUUAAAUAGUAUCCAAAGAAAGUAUCCCCAGAUUUAUCAGUCUGAUGACAAAUUAAAAGUUAAUCCUAAAUCAGUUAAGGUCAUCGCAAGAGAUUUCAUGAAAGCGGUCGAAAAAAUUGUUCCUUCAAGUGCAAGAUCUACCUCGUCCGGUUCAUCGCCAUUACCAGAGCAUUUGAAACCAUUACUCACCAACACAUUACUGGAAAUUAGCAAAAAAUUGAGAGAUUUAUUACCAACUUCGUCUUCCAAAAUAACUACGUUAGAGGAAGCGCAAUAUUAUGAUCCAACUAUUAACGAUAAAGAUGGUGGGUUUGGUAAACAAGAAUUACUUCGUAAUUUGGAAAACUCAAGAAUUUGCAAACCUCAUCUCCUAAUCUGUGGAGAACCUGGUAAUGGUCAGCAAUACUUGAGUUCUGCUAUUUUGAACGAGUUAGAAGGUUUCCAGGUCCAAUCUUUGGAUAUGGGUAAUUUAUUUGGAGAUGCCACUAGGACACCAGAACUGAGUAUUGUACAAGCUUUUGUUGAAGCUAGGAGACAUCAACCAUCAGUUAUCUUCAUUCCUAACAUAGAUAUUUGGUUCCAAGUGGUUCCUGCUCUGGCUCGUGCCACAUUGUCUGCAUUGUUAAGGACAUUGAACAGUAACGAAAAGAUUUUAUUAUUAGGAGUGGCUGAGACUACAAUGGAUAUGCUAGAUGGAGAUAUCAAGUUGAUUUUUGGAUUCAACAACAAUUCUACAAACAAUGUUACUUUGCACAACCCUACAAGGAAACAAAGAACUGAAUACUUCUCAACUCUUCAUAACACUAUUUUAAUGAAGCCAUACGAAUUCACGAACGAUUUGGAAAACAGACCUAGAAGAAAGUUGAAGAAGUUGCCAAAAUUGGAAGUUACUGAGAAGGCUACAGACAUUGCUGCGCAAAGAAAAUUGCAGAAGGAAAUUGAAUAUCAAGAUACCAAACUUAAGAACGUUUUAAAAUUGAAAUUGGCAGGGUUGAUGGAUCUUUUCAAAAAUAGAUACAAAAGAUUCAAGAAACCAAUUAUAGAUGAGGCAUUGUUGUACCAUUUGUUUGAACCUUCAAUCUUGGAUCAUGAUAAUCCUCAACAUCAAUUUUUGAAUUAUGACGUGUUAUAUGUAAAGUCUACUGAUCCACAACAUGAAAAUAUGAUUAAAGAGCUUAGCUCUGGUCGUUACUACUUCAACAUGGAUUUAGAGAUCAUCGAAGAGAGAUUGUGGAACGGUUACUAUUCUGAACCUAAGCAAUUUCUUAAGGAUAUUAAGAUGAUUGUAAAAGAUUCUAUAACAAAUGGGGAUAGAGAGAGGAUUUUGAAGGCCAAUGAGAUGUUGACCAAUGCUCAGUUUGGCAUAGACGAUUUUAGCACUCCAGAAUUUUUGAAUGCCUGUAAGGAAAUGAGAUCUAGAGAGAUUGAAAAGCAGGAGAAAAUUUUGCAAGAGCACAAGAAGGCAGAAGAAGAGUUCCAAAGACAGCAAGAGUUGAAUCUUGAAAAAGUCAGAUUGGAACAGGCCAACGGUCUACUUGAUUCCCAAGUUGUAGAAGUUGAUGCAUCAGGGGAUAUAAACGGGAAUGUUAAUGGCGCAGCGAAUGAUCACAUGGAUACUGACAGAGACGAGGAAGUUAAACUAGCACUAGAUGUGAAGCCUGCGGCAGAGGGAACGGCUGCUCCAGCUGGGACUGAGGUCAGGAUCGAGUCAUUAGUACUGGCAGAGCCAGCAAAUGGCACUGCUUCUAUUGAGCCCACUGAAAGUGUUCCAACCGCUCCAGUUGCUACAAAAGUCGAGGUUACUGAACCUGAGGCACCAGUUGUGCCAGUGGCAAUUGAAGAAACGGUUACUGAAACAAUUAAGGAAGUUUCGUCGAACGGGUCAGAUGUGAAGCCGGCUUCGAUACUUGAACCAGUAGACAUAGAGAUGGCUGCUGUGGAAGAAGAUCUUUCAUCAGAGUCCGAGAUUGAACUCUUGGAUCAUCCUGACAAGCAGCUCACAAUUGAUGGUAGAAUUGACGAGUUCUUCAAUGAACUUUUGCCUGAACUUACAGAGAACUACGGUGUUGAGAAGUUGGAAAUUGUCAUGGCCAAGUUUAUGGAAAUUGUAUGGGCCGACCGUUCGAAAUGGGACAGAAGAGAGACUAUCCUGAAGCUUGUAGAAGCUGCAAAGGACUUCUCGUUAACAUUGAAUUGA
This is a messenger RNA of Dujonia railenensis, 4122 nucleotides long. Lineage: Eukaryota; Fungi; Ascomycota; Pichiomycetes; Serinales; Debaryomycetaceae. The record is from the annotation of a GenBank genome assembly.